This is a messenger RNA of Dendrobium catenatum, 2566 nucleotides long. RefSeq names its product mannan endo-1,4-beta-mannosidase 2-like. Gene Ontology annotation, molecular function: hydrolase activity, hydrolyzing O-glycosyl compounds. Lineage: Eukaryota; Viridiplantae; Streptophyta; Magnoliopsida; Asparagales; Orchidaceae. Bases 50 to 1318 code for a protein of 422 amino acids. The record is from RefSeq and is a predicted model, not a curated record. The transcript has 5 exons.
GAUAGCACAAAAAGGCUUGCUCUACCCCAUAAUUGGCCUUGUGGCCUGUAUGACUUUCAUGUACAUAUCCAUUGGGGGCUUUGGAACACAUGAAAAGGAAUCACAACUGAGCUUCGUAGGAAGAGAAGGAACUCAGUUCAUCAACAAUGGAAAACCAUUCUAUGUUAAUGGCUGGAAUUCAUAUUGGUUAUUGAUUCAAUCAGUGGAGGAGAGAAACAGGCCAAGGAUUACUGCAAUGUUUGAAUCAGCUGCUGCUAUGGGACUCACAGUCUGCAGAACUUGGGCUUUCAAUGAUGGAGCCUACGAUGCUCUUCAAAUUUCUCCUGGAAAAUUCGAUGAAAGAGUUUUUAAGGGAUUGGAUAUGGUGAUUGCAGAAGCACAACGGCAUGGGAUCAAGCUGCUUCUAAGCUUGAUCAAUGACUGGUCAGAUUUUGGUGGCAAAAUACAGUAUGUUAAGUGGGCUAAGGAGGCUGGACUCAACUCUAUCAGCUCAAAUGAUUCUUUUUUCUUUGAUCCAUACAUCCGCAGCUGUUUCAAGAAUUAUCUUAAGACCAUAAUAACCAGGAAAAACCAUUUAACUGGAAUUGAAUACAGAGAUGAUCCUACAAUCUUUGCAUGGGAGCUUAUGAAUGAACCUCGCUGCGAUUCAGAUCCAUCUGGAACUACUUUGCAAAAUUGGAUUGAAGAGAUGGCGAGCUAUGUAAAAACGAUUGAUAAUAAGCAUCUCUUAACGGUCGGCAUAGAGGGAUUCUAUGGUCCAUCAAGUUCUCACAAAUUCAAAUUCAACCCAGGAGAGUAUUUCAAAAAUCUAGGCUCGGAUUUUAUUCAGAACUCUGAAGUUGCUGCCAUCGACUUCUGCUCUGUUCAUAUUUAUCCGGAUCUCUGGUUGCCGGCAAAGACAACUUUGCUUGAGAAGAAAAUAUUUGUUUCCAAUUGGGUGAUCUCCCACAUCAAAGAUGGAGAAGAAGUGCUUAACAAGCCAGUUUUGUUCACAGAAUUUGGCCUAUCAACCAAGAACAAUAAAACUAGCUACAGCCACCGAGAUGAGUUCUACAAACACAUAUUUGAUCUAAUAUACAAGUCUGCAUUGAAUAAAGGAGCUGGAGCUGGAUCUUUCAUUUGGCAACUACUAGUUGAUGGCAUGGAUAACUUAAGUGAUGAAUUUGGAGUUGUUCCUAAGAAGAGGCCAACACUCUAUAGGCUGUUAAAGGGGCAAUCUUGCAGGCUGGCAAAGGUUUCUGGUGUCAAGAAAUGGGAAUGGUUUCAUUCAGCUUUUGAAUCUAAGAAGGAAUGGAGAGUUUCAGAGGGAGAUUGCUGAAAAAAAUGCAUUUUGGUUGAGAGAUUGAGAAGAAAAUGAUGUUUCAGUGAGAUUUUAACGUCUUCAUAGGCUCAAUGGGAAUUUCACUGAUGUUAAUUUAGUCAAUGUAGAUUAAAUAAUAGUGAGUUAAGAAAGAAACUUAUCUUCUUCAUGAUGAGAAAUUUUUAUAUUGUGUGCCUAUCCAUAGUAGAAAAAAUAACGAGGAAUAUAAGAAAUACUGUGCUUUCUGUUGACCUCCACACCAGAGCUUAUAUAUAUAUAUAUAAGUUUGCCAAAAUCUCUGCACAUCCUGCUUGAAUCCUGCUCAAAUCCUGCCCCAUUCCUUUAUCCUGCUCAAAUUGGCACCGAAUUGUCUCUUCACGCCUGAUAAUGAUGUUCGCGCUCUCAUCUCCUGUUUCAAACUGCCACCCUUGUCGAUAAGCGAAGAUGAAGCGAAGUCCUUCGUUCUUCUUUGACACGAGAGCUCUCCCAUUCCUCUUCUUCUUCCUAUAAGUGAGUAGCCUGCAACCAAGCUCUUCAACCACCUGUCACCUUCACUCCACAGUCGAACUUGACUUCCGCCUCUACCUCCCGAUCUCCACUACCUAGAUGCUCGAUCCUCACUAACUAGACGCUCGAUCCUCAACCCAACAUCUGACAUCCACAGCUUCCGUUCGACCCCAAAUCCCUCACCCAGUUCGUAGUCGGCCUCCCUUUUUCCAUCGAGCUCCAGCCAAUUGACCACUAUCCAUUUCUCUCAGCUCAAACCCAAUUGCCACUUGCUGCUCAAGCCCAUCCCCUCUUCACACGCAGUAGCCACAAGAAUCCCAGCCUCCUUCAAGUAAGAUCCCGCACCCGAUCUCACGCCUCAACUCCACAAACACCGGCUUGACCCACAAACACUUUCCAACCAAAACCUCCACGCUCGAUCUAUCCUGUUCGAAGCUGCUCCAACCCCAUCGACACUCAACAUUACGCAUGCACUCGACCCAUUUCCCUUAUGCUGAACCAUGCAAAACCGACCCCCCUUCCCAUCCAAUCCUCAAGCCACCAACCCUCCGACUACCGCACUCGCUAGAUCGAACCCUCCAGCCACAAAUCACCAAAUCAACAACCCGCUUCUUCCAUGCUCAACUCCGACCUCCCAGAUCACAAUCCAACCUCAAGCCAUAGCCGACCUUACCUCACUUCCAAUUGAACCCGACCAAUCCCUCCACUGUUCAAGGCCUGUAACUGAUCAACCUCCACUCUAACCCAUCAACCAUCUGG